AUGCACUUCAACAUCAUAGGCCUGAUCAGCGUUGCCAGCGCCAUCGCUGUUUCGGCUAUUCCUACGACAUACUUCUCUGUAGAGGCAGAGCUCAUAAACAAGAAAGGAACCCCAAUCUACGACGAAGACUACCACGAAGUUAAGUGGUCUAAAAUUUUUGGUCCUGACUGGAAGACGAGAGGCAUUGGUCAACUCGGCCGCGGUCUAUACCUGUCGAAUUUACCCAUGGUUACUCAAGAGCCAAAUAUAUGGUUUUGUUUCAUUCUGGCGAAUGCUGAGAAGCUGGCGAAAGUCCCAAAGGUGUUCAUACCGGAGACUAUGUACAACGGGGGCGAGAAAGCGUUCGAGAAUCUCAUCGGAGACAAGUGGAAGAGCACUCUACGUAUGGAUGAGAAGAAGGGGCCCAAUGUCCCCGAGGGGUUUACCCAGAUGUUGAUUCCACCGGCCAUGGUUCAUAAUGACGAUUUAGGCAUGAAGGCGACUUGCUACAGCUCCGUGGCCGAACUCCCUGUCUCCAAGAAGAUACCGUGGGAUUUUGAUAAUCUGAGAAAGCUCAGCGAGUAA
Anthostomella pinea is the source of this 564-nucleotide messenger RNA. The record is from the annotation of a GenBank genome assembly. NCBI's taxonomy places the organism in Eukaryota, Fungi, Ascomycota, Sordariomycetes, Xylariales, Xylariaceae.